AUGAAUUAUUAUUAUAAAAUUUUAAUAUUUUUAUUAUUUUUAAUUGUUUUAAAUAGUAUUACAAUCGUAAAAUCAAAUUUAUUAGGUGAUAUAAAUUACAACGCAUCAGCUGAUGUUAUUUGGAAUUUUGAUGAAAUAGAUAAACUAUUAUUGGGAGGGUCACAUAAUGAUACUUCAAAAAAAUCAUUUGGAAAGGUUAUUUGUAUCUUUCAUAAUUUAAAGAAUCAAACCGAACUUUCAGUUGAAUUUAAAUUAAAUAAUAAAUUAGUAUACAUUUAUCAAAGAAAUCUUUUGAAGGCUGAUAAUGGAGAUUCAAAUGGCGCAUAUGUAACAAUGGAUGAUAAUGAUCAAAAAAUUUUACUUGCAAUUUUUAAUGAAUUAAAAUCACCAAAACCAACACCGACCAAUCAAAUAAGGGUCAAUACAAAAGAUUCUUAUUUUACUGCUCACUUCAUUGGUGAUAUUAAUAGUGAAUUAUUUAAAAAAAUUGAUAAAGUUAUAACUUGGAAUCCAAUAACAACAAAAGUAAAAGAAUGUGAUUCUCUUCAAAAAUUAUUUAUUAAAUAUUCAAAAAAAAUUUAA
Dictyostelium discoideum AX4 is the source of this 582-nucleotide messenger RNA. RefSeq lists its product as hypothetical. NCBI's taxonomy places the organism in Eukaryota, Evosea, Eumycetozoa, Dictyosteliales, Dictyosteliaceae. The record is from RefSeq and is a predicted model, not a curated record. The coding region runs from base 1 to 582 and encodes 193 amino acids. The transcript has a single exon.